AUGUCCCACACUGUAGAUAAGCCCAAGUUGCCAGGGAUACAAUUCCUUCUCAACACACCUGAUGGACGAGAAAAGAAGGCAUUUCCCACUGGAGAGCAAUCAAGCAACGUUAAUCGACCUGUGAUGGGACACCGAAGUACUCGUAGUGUCAGCAGCCUUCCCUCUGAUCUACAAAAGCUUUCGUUGUAUCCUUCGAGCAAAGACGAUUCCGCUGUACAGCCUUCUUCACCAUUGCCUUUUACAAGCAACAAACCACCUAGUUGGGCACAACCACCAGCAACACAGCAACAACAACAACAGCAACAGCAUCAACCAUCACCUCCUGCUGUACUUCUUCCACCUUUGCCUACAACAGCAACACCCUCUCUUGCACAUCCACAACCACCACAUAGACGUAAUGGUCACGGUAGAUCCGUGUCUGAAUAUACCUUACCACCACAACCACCUCCAUCGUUUCCACCAACAACGGGAAUAUCUGCUGCAGGUAUCCAUCAUCAUCAUCAUCAUCAUCCACAACCUCGACCUCCUAUGAUCCCUUCCUUUGAAAGACAUCCGGCAACUGCUGCUGCACGCACUCAUCGUCGUGCAGUAUCGGCAAACACUGUUGAUUUCAUGUUACGUCCACCAGCACCUACAACACCAUCCUCCUCAUCAUCCUCCUCUUCGUCUUCGACACAUAACAACAGCAUGAUGCGUGCACAAUCGGAUAGCCCUCCAGAACAACGAUUGCGAUCUCCACCUUUGCAAGAUGCAGAUGAUCAACAUCCACAACUGCAACGGGAUGCUAGUUCAGGCCGUUAUCUUUGUCCAUAUUGCAAUAAGGGUUUCAGCCGUCCAUCCUCAUUACGUAUUCAUACCUAUUCCCACACUGGAGAGAAGCCUUAUGUAUGCACUGAAGAUGGUUGUGGAAGAAGAUUCAGUGUCCAAAGUAAUAUGCGUCGUCAUCUUCGAGUCCAUCGUAUGGGUCGUGCAUCGAUGAAGCCGAGUCCUCUUAGGAAACCGUGA
Messenger RNA from Lichtheimia ornata, 1005 nucleotides. RefSeq lists its product as uncharacterized. The transcript has 2 exons. Gene Ontology annotation, molecular function: RNA polymerase II cis-regulatory region sequence-specific DNA binding; DNA-binding transcription factor activity, RNA polymerase II-specific. Gene Ontology annotation, biological process: regulation of transcription by RNA polymerase II. The record is from RefSeq and is a predicted model, not a curated record. The coding region runs from base 1 to 1005 and encodes 334 amino acids. NCBI's taxonomy places the organism in Eukaryota, Fungi, Mucoromycota, Mucoromycetes, Mucorales, Lichtheimiaceae.